Messenger RNA from Trypanosoma rangeli, 930 nucleotides. RefSeq lists its product as uncharacterized. The transcript has a single exon. NCBI's taxonomy places the organism in Eukaryota, Euglenozoa, Kinetoplastea, Trypanosomatida, Trypanosomatidae. The record is from RefSeq and is a predicted model, not a curated record. Bases 1 to 930 code for a protein of 309 amino acids.
AUGCCGACGGUGUGCGGCGUUGCGAUACCGUCUGCCAGCGACGUGUGGCGAUGGCACUCAGCCGGUGCUGAGUUGUGUGGUUUUAACGCCGUGGGUGCCGAGGAUGGGUGGCAGCAGUUGAAGGAAUCGGGGGUGUUCCUCGUCGUUGUGCACUGUUGGUGUAGUUUGCUGGUGGCGCAUAUUUUUUCCAUGUUUUGCCUCCGGUGUUUGCGCAAACGUUGUUCUCUCUCUGCGUGUGUGGCAAAUGUGGGCGAGCGGGAAAUGGCGUGGCGGCGGCACAGGGGCCGUGUGGGCGGCGGGGCGGAAGCGGGGAGGGAGCGCAGGAGGGUCUCGUUUGGGUCCCUCUCCCCGCACCGCUGCCGUCGUUGUGGCUUGGGAUUUAGUUUUGAUUUGUUGUGUUUUUUGCCUUUGCGGCGUGCGUGGAUGUGGCGGGCUUUUGUUUGUUUUGUUUUUGUUGUUCCCUGCUGCGUUCUUUUCAACGUUUUCCUGAGAGUAAUUCGGCUGCUGGGAGAAGAGGAGGGAGGUGCGAAGUACGUUGCACUGCUGCUGCGGGGAGGGAGCUGUGAUGCACGUGUGUGGGAGUCUGGUGGUUCUCUGCGUUGGGCGUCUCAGGAGCUGAAGAAGGGGCAAGAGCAGGAGGGUGCACCGGAGGUGCGAAACGACGCUGGACGCUCCGGCGGUGCUCCGCGAGACUUCCUUUGGGGCCUGCGCCCCCCACGCAGCGGUAGGUGUGCGUCAGCGCGGGGAGGGCAGCCGUGCCUGCGCUGCUCACUUUUUGGGGCGCUGGUUUGCCCAUGCAGCCGCAGCGAGCAACGCGGACCACGCAGUUUUUUUUUUUGUUUUGUUUGGUGCCUGUGUGGGGUGGGGCCGUCUAGGCGUUGCACCUGUCUUUCCCUCACUUUGUCUCCACCCCGCGAACACAGACGGUAG